This is a messenger RNA of Diversispora eburnea, 1699 nucleotides long. The record is from the annotation of a GenBank genome assembly. Lineage: Eukaryota; Fungi; Glomeromycota; Glomeromycetes; Diversisporales; Diversisporaceae.
AUGGUUUCGUUCGGGGUAUUUUUAAUAAUAUACUUAUUUGGCGGAAUUACCUUUAUUCCACUUGUGUUACUAAUUAGUAUUUUGAUAAUUUAUCGACCAUGGAUUUCAAAAUCAGUUGAUAAUAAAGAAAUAAAAUUUGACGAGGUAUCACCUGAAUUAAAGAAUUCUUUAUUAAAUGAAAAAUCUCAACUGAGUGAUGAUUCACAUUUUUAUAAAGUCGGGUGGUUACGUGUUACUAGAGAAUAUGAAAUUAAUUCUACGAUUCCUAAUGGAUCAACAUUUGGUAAUAUAAUGAAAUCUUUUAUGGAAGGAAAGAAUGCACAAGUCAAACGACCAAAAGAUUCAUUUUUCGCAGUGCUCAAAUAUAAUACACUCUUUAUGUAUGAUAGUGAAAGACAAUUGGAUUGUAAAGGAAUUAUUAUUAUUUCAAAUCAUGAUGUAUCAAUGUAUCCAGAACAAUUACCAGAUAAUGAAAUUUUUAUAAAAGCCACAUCCAUUAGACUUAAAACCAAAAAAUCAAUUUGUACAGAUAUGGCGAUAGGAAUUGAUAGUUCAAAUUAUUAUUUAUUUUGUGAUAUAGGAGUAGAUAAAGAAGAUUGGUAUUUUUCUUUACAAAGGUCAUCAAAAUUGGAGUCAAAUUCUCCAGGACGACAACCUCAAGUUGUUAAAGACAAAACACAAUUUGAUCAACUUUCAAUGGAUCAUCUUUUAAAAACUAUUAAUUCAAAUGAGGAACAUAUUCAAACUCAAUGGAUAAAUGUAAUAUUUGGACGAAUAUUUCUUUCCAUUUAUAAGACACAAGUAGUUAAAGAAUAUUUUAUAAAAAAAUUGAAAAAGAAAAUAAAGAAGGUAAAGAAACCAAAUUUCUUGAGUGAUAUACAAAUAAAGUCAGUAGAAGUUGGAGAUGGAAUUCCAUUUAUCACUAAUCCUAAAUUAAUUGAAUUAACUUCAGAAGGGGAAUUAAAAGUUGAAUUGAAUAUUGAUUAUUCAGGAGGAUUUCGAGUAGAAAUUGAGACGGAAGCAUUAAUUACUGUAACUCGACUUAAAACGAUAAAAGUUCCAUUAGUACUCGCAGUAGUAUUGAGAGGAUUACAAGGAAGAAUGUUAUUACGUAUAAAACCUCCUUCAACUAAUAGAAUAUGGUUAGGAUUUUAUGAAAUGCCAAAAUUAGAUUUAUUGAUAGAACCAAUUGUAUCAGAAACCCAAUUGAAAUUUUCACCAAUACUUAAUUUUAUAGAAUCAAAAAUUCACGAAAUGUUUACAGACUCUUUGGUAUUACCAAAUAUGGAUGAUACACCAUUUUUUGGUAGUUUUGGUAAAGGAGGUGUUUUUGAAGAAUCAGAAAAAUCAGAAAAAUUAAAUGGAAUUAAUUCAUCACCUGCUAAAUUAGAAUCCGAUUCUUCCACGACUUGGAUUCCUACAAAAUCAAGAUUUAAUAGAACUUUAUCAACAUUACAAGGAUCGCUUAGUGAACCUAAUUUACUUAUAUCUAAUUCUAAAUUAAGAUAUAUUGGUAAACAUUUCAAAAGUAGGAAUGAUGAUACGACGAAUGAUAACAAAUCAUCAUCAAAAAGUAAUAAUACAAAAGAUACUGUAGAAGAAUCUUCUGAUUCUCAAACUUCUACAAGUUCAUCUAAUUCUUCCACAUCGACAUUUAGAAAAUGGGGACAAGCAGUAUCAAUACGUAGAAGAGCUUCUA